Molecule: messenger RNA, 1497 nt
Organism: Laetiporus sulphureus 93-53
Lineage: Eukaryota; Fungi; Basidiomycota; Agaricomycetes; Polyporales; Laetiporaceae
Product: IlvN-domain-containing protein
Exons: 10
Coding region: 306-1331 (341 amino acids)
Biological process (GO): L-valine biosynthetic process
Molecular function (GO): ketol-acid reductoisomerase activity
Source: RefSeq, a predicted model, not a curated record
CCUGACAUGAUUCGGGGACUGCUCUGCCGCGACGUUGCGUCAAGCAGGCCAGGGCGAUGUGCUGCUGCUCUAUCUGAUACCGCAUGAAAUUGAACAGUUCAUGCGCCGGAAGCUGAGGCUGAUGCCUGGAGUGUUGCUCACGGACCGCUGCUUCCGUCGAUGUGCAGAGAGACGUUAAAAGUUACCCCGCGAAGCCACGGUACGGUCCUACCUUCCGAACGGACGAACGUGAAGUGGGAUAUAAAAGUCAUCAUUCCGUGCCGUUGGUUCUGUCGUCGAAGGCUUGCUCGUUGACAUUGAACACGAUGCCCUCCGCAAAGAUCUACUACGACGCUGACGCCGAUCUGGGCCUGUUGAAGGAGAAGAAGAUUGUCUUCUUAGGUUUUGGAAACCAGGGUGCUGCGCAGGCUCAGAACCUCCGUGAUACUGGCGUCUCCAAUGAGCAGAUCCUCAUCGCGAACCGGACCGACUCGUACGCAGAGGAUGCGAAGGCGAAGGGCUUCAACGUUGAACACGACUUUGUCAAGGCCGCUAAGGUUGCGGAUGUGGUCUUCAUUCUGAUCCCUGAUCAAGUUCAGCCUCGUGUCUUUAACGAGCAGUUUGCUCCUAAUCUUAAGGAUGGCACAACCAUCGUUGUCGCCAGCGGCUACAAUGUGUACUUCAAGCUUUUGACCUUCAAGCCCUCACAAGAUGUCGUCAUGGUCGCUCCCCGGAUGAUCGGAUCGUCCGUACGCAGCCUUUACGUCAAAGGAAAGGGCUUUCCGUGCUUCGUCUCCGUAGAGCAGGACGGAACAGGCAAUGGUCUUGUAAUCGCUUUGGCGCUCUCGCGAGCGAUCGGAGCGACAAAAGCCGGUGCUAUCGCGUCUUCGGUGCGCGAGGAGACUGCCAUGGAUCUGAUGGCAGAGCAAGCUCUCUGGCCAAACAUCAUUAUGUUAUUUAGGGAGGCGUUCGUUGUGCUGAAGGAAGCAGGUUGUUCAGACGAGGCACUGUGUUACGAGAUGUGGAUGUCCAAGGAGCCUGCGGAGAUCUUCGAGCGUGCAGCUGAAGACGGUUUCAUUGCUCAGCUCAAAUACCACUCAACGGUGUCGCAGUAUGGACAACUAAGCGGGUCGUUGGCGCUAGACGGCCGGGCCGCCCGUGAGCACUUCAAGAACAUCUUGUAUAACCAGGUGCUCAACGGCAAGUUCUGUGCUGAGUUCAGCAAGAUCGAAGAGGACCUGGAGAAGGAGGGGGAUGCCAAUCCUCUCAACCAGCUAUACAAGAAGGCAGAAGAAACUGAGCUUGUACAGGCGGAGAAGAGAGUGCGAUCCAGACUUGCGAAUCUCCUGUAGCGACCUCUGAGACUUUACGAUCAUGUACAAACAUAGAUUCCAUGUCUUACUCCAUCUUCGCACUUCUUUAGACUGGAAAGUCUAUAAGGUCGAUGAGAAACCCGCCUUUGUGUAAGGUGCUACGUGGAGCGACCUCCGGGUUCCGAAAAAGAGGACUGGGUCUGGA